Molecule: messenger RNA, 5691 nt
Organism: Mus caroli (Ryukyu mouse)
Lineage: Eukaryota; Metazoa; Chordata; Mammalia; Rodentia; Muridae
Gene: Gpr63
Product: G protein-coupled receptor 63
Biological process (GO): G protein-coupled receptor signaling pathway
Cellular component (GO): membrane
Molecular function (GO): G protein-coupled receptor activity
Source: RefSeq, a predicted model, not a curated record
CGGCCUAACCAGCAGCGGGCGCCUUUAAGAGCGAGCGCUGGUUAACCGGGGGCGGGAGCCGCCGGCAGCCGGCAAGGCGGAGGCACUGCCGGGCGAUGCCCCGACUCUCCGCCGCCGCCUCGGCCUCCUCCUGCGCCGGGGGAUCGGAGCUGUGGAGCUGCGGUGCGAUGUCCGCAAAGUUCCGGGAGGCAGCGGUCGCCUACUCCUCGCCGUCCCGCCCCGGCGCCUUUUGUGCGAGGCAAAAGGAUUCUUGUGGAAGAUGGAGCUGUGUCCAUUUUCCAGAAUGUGUAUCCGAGCCCAUCAGUGGAACCUGACCUGACAGUGCUGUAUGGAAAUGCCCGAAGAGGAGCCACGUUUCUGCCUCAACCUGCCAUCCUCCUAAAAACAUGGUUGUCUCAGGAGUGUUGACUGCUCCGGCAGUGUUGACUGCACCCCAUACUGGGACAUCCAACACGACGUUUGUAGUCUUUGAAAACUCCCAUGUGAAUAUUACGGCUCCGCUACCAUUUCAGCAUCCUAGCACUGGUCCGCUGCUUAGAUACAGCCUUGAAACCAUGACUAGCCCUGGAUUUAGCUCCUUGGCAGUGAACAGCACAGCUGUGACCCCAGCACCAGCAGUUUCUAAGAGCCUAAACUUAGCGGUUCAGAUUAUCCUUUCAGCUAUAAUGAUAUUUAUUCUCUUUGUAUCUUUCCUUGGGAACUUGGUUGUUUGCCUCAUGGUGUACCAAAAAGCUGCCAUGCGUUCUGCAAUUAACAUCCUCCUUGCCAGCCUGGCGUUUGCAGACAUGCUGCUUGCAGUACUGAACAUGCCCUUUGCUCUGGUUACCAUUCUUACUACCAGAUGGAUAUUUGGGAAAUUCUUCUGCCGGUUGUCUGCUAUGUUCUUCUGGCUGUUUGUGAUAGAGGGAGUAGCCAUCCUGCUCAUUAUUAGUAUCGAUAGGUUUCUGAUUAUAGUUCAGAGGCAAGAUAAGCUAAAUCCCUACAGGGCUAAGGUCCUCAUUGCAGUCUCCUGGGCAACUGCUUUUUCUGUAGCUUUUCCUUUGGCCGUUGGAAACCCUGAUCUGCAGAUACCUUCCAGAGCCCCACAGUGCGUGUUUGGGUACACAACCAAUUCUGGAUACCAGGCUUAUGUGAUUUUGAUUUCACUCAUUUCCUUCUUUAUACCUUUCCUGGUGAUAUUAUAUUCAUUUAUGGGCAUCCUCAAUACCCUUCGGCACAAUGCCUUGAGGAUUCAUAGCUACCCUGAAGGGAUAUGCCUCAGCCAGGCCAGCAAACUCGGUCUCAUGAGUCUACAGAGACCCUUCCAAAUGAGCAUAGACAUGGGCUUUAAAACACGUGCCUUUACCACCAUUCUGAUCCUCUUUGCCGUUUUCAUUGUCUGCUGGGCCCCAUUCACCACCUACAGCCUUGUGGCUACCUUCAGUAAGCACUUCUACUAUCAGCACAACUUCUUUGAGAUUAGCACCUGGCUACUCUGGCUCUGCUACCUCAAGUCUGCAUUGAACCCACUGAUAUACUACUGGAGGAUUAAGAAGUUCCACGAUGCCUGCUUGGAUAUGAUGCCCAAGUCUUUCAAGUUCUUGCCACGGCUCCCUGGUCACACAAGGCGACGGAUUCGCCCUAGUGCCGUCUACGUGUGUGGGGAACAUCGGACGGUGUUGUGAAUACCCGAACUCUUGAAACAUAUAGAGCGAUUAUGGUUUUUGAUUGACUGAGUUUUUUUUUUUUUCAUAUGGCUUCUAAAGUUUUAUUGGUUUUUAUAGUGUGUGUGCGUGUGUGGGGGUGUGGGUGUGUGUGUAAAAGGAAUGGUAAAUACUUUGAAACCAAGGAUAUAUUGUAAGAAAGUGGUCACAUAUGUUUACCUCUAGGUUAAGAAAAUUUUCAAGUGUGUAUCGGGAGUGGAUUUUGUUAGUUCAGUUGACUGGUUUUAUUUUUGUAGCAUGAAUCGGGAUUGCGCUUCAUUGAACCUGCAGCUAACUUGAAUUGUAGGUGGUUUUUAUGCUGCUGAGUGAGGUAAGCUUAGUUGAGUUGAUCAGUUCCUUUUCCUCUCCCACAAGCCACUGCUGCUCAUUGCUAUCUUAUCAGAGUCAAAUCCCUCUGCCUCUCAGUUGGUAGAUAUUAAGUUUUAUUUAAAAACAAACCCCAGGGAAGUUAGUGGCGUUGUAAAGGUUAUUACAGUUUACUUUGGAGCACUUUAAGAGACAAUGUACAGAUUCAUUCAGUUGUAUUUCUUAGAAUCGUUUUUAAUACAUGACAUGUUGUGUCAUGGGAGAUAUGCGCUGAUGAUGUCUAGAUAGAUGGCUUUUACUAAAAAAUGUUUUAGCUGCAUGUACAAUUUCAAAAAGGAACAUAAACACGUAGGGAUGUUUCUAAGCACAAUGGUGAGUUUUCAGAGUACCUGGGAAACACUGAGGCGACGCAGCACUGUUGUGAACUUCAGGGAGGAGCAGGAGAGGGUGUCUGGUCCAGCCUGAGGCCGUCCUGCUGAUUCAAAAAUCGUCACCAGUUUAGAGCUGAGGAAGCACCGCUCUGCAGUGGUGCGGUAUGCAAGGCGUUGUGCAACUGUGUCCCACUCUGCAGUGGUGCAGUAUGCAAGGCGUUGUGCAAUUGUGUCCUUGUGGCUUUUUUUUUGUGAGGUAGGCUUCCUUUAUUUCCUUUUUAAGGGUGAAGAAAGCCAAAUUUCAGAGGGACAACAAUCCUGCCCAGGGACUUUGGAUGAGCUGGGCUCCAGACAGACAUCUGAGAUGCAGACACAGCUCUUCCAUUGUACCACCUAGGCUCCUCACUCAUGGUAAACCUGCCAUAGUCAAGGGGAACUUCACAUUCUGUCUCUCUCUCUGUCUCUCUCUGUCUGUCUCUCUCUCUCUCUCUGCCCCUCCGUCCCUCCGUCCCUCCGUCCCUCCCUCCCUCCCUCCUUCCCUCCCUCCUCUCCUGUCUUCUCCUUUCUGAGACAGCAUUGCAGGAAGCUCAAGUACGCCUUGAAGUUGCUAUGUGUCUGGGAAAGACUUAGACUUUCUAAAAGACACAGCAGACCCAGCCUUUCAAACGGAAGAGGAAAUCAGAUCCUUUCAAAGAUCUGAUGAUGAAUAAAAACUUAAAUCUAUAAAGCAAGUGACUGACAGUUACCGAGUGCUCAGCUCACCUGUGUGUAGGUCUUACCCUGGCAGCUUUGGAAGUUUCCAGCAAUCUAGCUAUAGUAGGGCCUUUUGUCUCAGUGCUUGCCUUAGCAGAGCUGAAGUUGUAAACAAACUCAGGUAAGUCUUCCACAGAGAAGGGAAGCUAAACCCUGGUCAGAGCUUAGAUCAACUUUAAUAGGUCGGGCUUUGGGUUUCUCUUUAUUUAUUUAUUUAUUUAUUUUAGUAGUCUGCCUGUUCUGGUGCACCCAGAACCUUGGUCAGCUUCUCUUUGUUACCAGUGGUACAGAUAGAACAGCCAGCCGGAGUGGAACUGCAGACUGAAGCCAAAAGGGCUAAAUGCAUGACUUUCUGGCUGUGUCCUAGGCUAACUCAAAUGUAGAGCACCUUUUCAGAAUUUUACUGCUUUCUGAGCCAUUGGGAAAAACAGCGCUGCAUUUCUUCAGUUACAAAAACCCAAGUUAGAUGCAAGAGUUGCUCACAUUUUACCCAACCCUGAGGGCUUUUUGUUGGCCCCCUCCACUGCCCCCAUAUGCAGUGUAGUUAUAAGAGCCCAGCCAAUGGUAUAACUAUCGUCUGGUCUCCAGGGUUACUUUACAUCUGCUUUGCUAGCUCUUUCUUAAAAUGGGCGUCUGAAGAUCUCUGGCAUCAUAAUCAGAAAUUGGGAUGUUGGAAAUUUGUUUACAACACCAACCACCUGGGAAAUUCUGCUCUUGAGGCGAUUUGAGGCAAUUGCAAUGAUGUUGUAAUUCACGUCUGCCUAAAUAGCUCUAGGGACACUAUUUGCCACAUCAUGUUGAGGUCACUGCGUAUGAUAGCCACCUACCUCUUUAAUUUCUAAUUUAUAUUUAUCAAAGGUAAAUAUGUCUUUGUCCAUUGACAUCACAUAGGACAGUAGUAGAUAUUAGCAAUAUGUUUUCCAUUGCCAAUCUAAACCAGAUUUUAGGCAGAUAUUAAUACAGAUGUUAAAAGUUCAACUGUCAGGAAAGACAGCGCUGUGAAUAUUGAUAGCUCGGUAGCUUCUGAGACUUCUUUUGUGACCGUAGUUGAACUGGGUUUCUCAUUCUAUAUUCUUGCUUAUGUGCAGUUGAAGGUACUCUCUUCUGCUUUAUAGGUAAGUGCUCUGGGGAGACUGCAGAGCUAACAGGAGCAACCAUGGGGAAGCAGACAUACAACAGUAGCUUUCCUACACUGGAUAAUCUGGUCAGACUACAGUUUACAGAUCACUUUAGAUAUUUUAAUUAUAUAUACAUUUUGAAAGUUUUAGGAAAAAAUACUGUGGUGUACCGUUAAGGAAUUUAGGUAUAAAAUUGCAUGUUGCCUAUUAUUCCAUGUUUUCUUGAUGGGGAAAAUACCACUACAAACCACUGCUGACUGACAUAAGCAGAAAUUACUUAUUUUUCCUCCUAGUUAAUAUGCAUGAAAGAAAUAAGAAAAUAUUUGUUGUUAAAGAACAAAAAGAGUAAAGAGACAUUUCAAAUAGUUUGCAGUAGUGAUAUUUAAAUUUAAUACAGGUUUGAAUAUCCAUAGGAAGGCUAACAAUAUAAAUUCCUGGGCCUCUGGGUCAAAGGUUGGAUGCAGGAAUGUUUAUUUUCUUUCUGUUGAAUAUUUUGCCUGAUUCUGGUUCAGAUGGUCCCCAGAGCACAAUUACAAGAAACGCUCCUGUAGAAAAUAAGAAUUUCAUUGAAAUACUGUCUCUUUUAUCUUAGAGUAGUUGUGUGUUGGGAGCCAGUGGGGAUACUCAGUGAAAGGCAGUCUACAUGGUGUGUGCCUGUCCGGUUGCCACAUGUGCUGGCACAGAUUUGGCCAGCACCAGCUUUCCUUUCUUUGCACUGGCGAAGUCUGAUGAACCAUGUGGUUUCACAGUAGGGGUCAACAAAUGACUCACUAAUUGUAAGUCAUGACUUCCACAAGGCUAAUUAGUAUAGUAUUUUUUUUUUCCUGCAGAUGUCUCUGUAGGGCAUCUCUUCAUUAUAUGUAAUUUCCUGGAGAGAGUGAGGAAAAUGUAAAGGUUCAUCUAACUCCUAGUUCUCUGCUCAGACCGGGUGUUCAGCUAGAGCAUGGAGUAAAAUAAAAUAACCUUUCAGUCUUCAUACUCUUGUUGGUGACAAAGAGAGUUGGUUUCUUUGAUCUUUGCUUUGUUUACAUGAGAAUGUGUCGGUAUAGACCACAAACAUUUCCACAUGCUUGCUAGUUUCUCCUGUCAUGAUUUUUAUUUGACUUUUAAUUACUAUUAGAUUCAAAUUUAUUUCCAUAACCAUAAUUUUGAUGAACUGAACUUCAACUUCAUUGAAGAUACAACUUUUAUAAUAAUAAAAAUAUAAAAGCACAUGUUUGUUCUUGCAAAUAAAUGUUAGUACAUUUCUUAGCUAUCUAUAGGUACUUGUCAUUUGUAAUUAAAAUUAAUUUAUUUUAAGAUGGCACCGAGCCUUUAAAUGAAUGAAAAGCUUUUAAUUUGGGGCUGUAACAUUUAAAUAUCAAAAGUAUGUUUAUUUGUUAAUAUUCUUAUUACAACCAAGAAAAGAGCUACCAAUUAAAAAAUGAAUAAAUGUUUACU